CGUUUAACAUGGUCAGGCACCCUGAGUAGAGGCUAUAGCCUACAUCAAUCUCACGAUGUCGACUCCUCCCUGAUUUUGUUAUACUUGGUCGUGUUCUAACCGCGCUAUGAAAUACAGAUCCGGCCGCGCCAAAUUUAUGGGACCAACCACAUAAUUAUUAAAGUAGGUCAAGUCUGGAUCAGAUCAGUAGUACGCCGCAUGGAUCAACCCUGGUGCCUUGCCAAGAAUCUUGUACAGGCUCACUGCCUUCGCUAAAGCUUGUCUGACCUGAAAAAAUCAAUGCUUGGUUUCCGAUAAAGAGCACGAACUUAACAGACGAACACGACGCUAGCUGUAAUCCUCACCAUCGCCAUGCUGCGUCUGUUGUGUAUCGUGCUGUCUCUUUUCUUAUCCCUUCAGCUCGCUGUUGCGGACUCUGCCUCAACAGUCUUACGAGUUUCACGCCACUCUAAGUCAUCGUCACUAGUACUGAACAAGUCUCUACUAUCAGCUCUCUUGGUUCGGCGAGGAAAGUUCAUUGCUCGACAAGGCAGUAGCGGGUGCCCUAGCGGUUAUCAGCAAUGUACUAACUACCCGGACGCAUGUGCCCCUACUGGCAGCUACUGUUGCAACGAUUUGUAUAACUGUCCAGACGACACCACCGUACGUGCCUUCGCAUGUUGUCCCAAUACCGCGCAAACGUGCAAUGGAAAUACCUGCUGCACCUCUGGUAGUGAAUGCUGCAACGACAACAGCUGCUGUGAAUCCGGCUACCUCUGCUGCAAUGACUCUGUCGGGGGAUGCUGCCCUACUGGAACUACGUGCAUUGCAAAUUCUGACCAAUGUUCCGCUGGAGGCUCAGGUGGUGGAAGUUCUGGAGGAACCACUUCUUCCAGCAGUGUUAUAGUUACAUUCAACGGCCCCACAACAACCGGGUCUUCGAGCAGUCAUUCACUCACUUCUUCGACGGUUUCAUCCGCAGGGUCUACUUCCACUGGCUUUACGAACACUGGUGCUGCUCCUCGUGGUAUCGCACUCGCACCUGGGAAACAACUUGUGGCCUUGGCUGCAGUUGUUGGUUUGCCGAUUCUUCACAAUGUUGCCCAGGCAUUGUGAGCAUGCAAUAGGACUUCUCUUAUUAUACCCGUCAUUGGUUGUUGAGGUUGUAAUUUAUGAUGUGUCAGAUGGUGUUCACUUUGUUGCAUAACGGGACUUAUAAUACGACAUUUUGCCUGCAGAUCAGUUACAGUUGGUUCACGGAUUGCGAGAGAUCAAGGUAAAUUAGGUAGUGGCUAAAUGACUAGCAGGCACAGGGGCGCAUUGCAAGUUGGAGGCAUAUGAGGACCAUACA
Messenger RNA from Suillus subaureus, 1330 nucleotides. RefSeq lists its product as uncharacterized. NCBI's taxonomy places the organism in Eukaryota, Fungi, Basidiomycota, Agaricomycetes, Boletales, Suillaceae. The coding region runs from base 352 to 1095 and encodes 247 amino acids. The transcript is spliced from 8 exons. The record is from RefSeq and is a predicted model, not a curated record.